Fusarium redolens is the source of this 2451-nucleotide messenger RNA. RefSeq lists its product as uncharacterized. Gene Ontology annotation, cellular component: chromatin. NCBI's taxonomy places the organism in Eukaryota, Fungi, Ascomycota, Sordariomycetes, Hypocreales, Nectriaceae. Gene Ontology annotation, molecular function: RNA polymerase II cis-regulatory region sequence-specific DNA binding; DNA-binding transcription factor activity, RNA polymerase II-specific. Gene Ontology annotation, biological process: regulation of transcription by RNA polymerase II. The coding region runs from base 1 to 2451 and encodes 816 amino acids. The record is from RefSeq and is a predicted model, not a curated record. The transcript has 7 exons.
AUGAAUAGCCGACGCCGUAGCAACGCAAGUGUUGACUCCAACGAGUUCUCCUACCAACCUGGCCCAUCAUCGCACACUCCCAUGAGGCCCUUCACCACUGGAGCAGCCACUGGAGAGGCACACGUCAAGCUGACUCCCAUAACGAGAAAGAUUAGCAAGGCGAAGAAAGGUGUUCCGGUUCAUACAUGCAACCAGUGCCCCAAGACCUUCUCUAGAGCAGAGCACUUGAGACGUCAUCAGCUCAGUCACUCAGCUCCCGAUUUAUUCUGUCCAGUCGAAAACUGCAAUAAGACUUUCCAUCGCAAGGACCUCCUCGACCGUCAUGUCCAAAGACAAAAUCCUCGAGCAGUAGCUGCAAAUAGCAGCUCGAAUGUAGUUGGUUCAUGGCCACCAGUGGCAUCGACAUCCGCUCCUCAUCAGGCCUACAAUCCGCCGCCAACCGUGAACAAUUCCUCAGAUAAUUACUCCAUCGGGCCAAACAACUAUGUUCUCCAUACACUACCGACGAACGAAAGCUUUGUAACAAACUAUUCGGAACCAAGAAAUAUAUCAGACAUGUCUAUGAUAUCAUCAAUCCCUGAGGAUGCACCCCCGGAUCUAGGCUGGCCUGAAAGCUCAAUGUCUUCAUCAGCUCCCACAAGCACAUUCUCGACUCCCCCAGAUAACACAAGGCGCUCGCAAUUCUCUGUGCCAACAACUAACGGGGCUUGGAUGACCGCGACUCCAGCUUACCCAACAACUGCAAAUGACAUCACUGCCAGUCUGGACAACAACACGUACCCUGGCUCGUAUCCAUAUACCAACACUCCACCGCAAGCAUAUCCCUCUGUCUUUGGCGAUAUGGAUCUUGCAUUACCUGGAUACUCCGAAGGCACUCCUUUCAGCACUACCAAUCAGAUCCCUAUUCCUGCAGUUCGUAGCAUGUCCCCUUCAUUAGCCGUUGCUCAUUCUGAGAAUUUAGUAGCUGUCUCAUCGCUACCAACAUCAGAUGGGGUUUUCGGGUUGGGGGGAUGUAGCUCUGGGCCUUCAGAUGGCAGCCUAUUGAGUACUCCUGACCUGAUGCCCCUAUCUCUCCCUGCAGCGACGAGGGACUCAAUUCCGGCAUACUUGGAAACCUAUUGGGAGCAUGUCCACCCUAAGAACCCUAUCAUACAUAAGCACACUUACGAGGAUGUACCCGAGGAGGAGACAGAGCAUAUACAAGUCCUACAAUGCGCUAUGGCUGCUCUGGCAACACAAUACAUCCCUAACGCAGACGAUCGCAUGAAGGGAGCCCAGCUUCAUGCAUACGCCUGGCAAAAGUCAAAAGUGCUGAAAAGUGGUCAAUGCCCGUACAGCAAACAAUUGCACUUUGCGAGUAUUACGCUCGGUUUCGUGGUAGAAAGCCACACUCACAUCAGCCCUCUGCUCGGUUCACUGCACUUUACCAUAGGGUUGUUAAUCAUCACCAUGAACCUUCUUCUCGCUCUUCAACCAGAGAUUAUUCGGCUUGGAAAAUUUGGGUUGUCGCAGAAACUCAACGACGACUGCUGGCUGCCUGCUUCCUCCUGGAUGUCCACAGUUCACGAUAUCAUCAACGGCCCAACAACAACAAAAUCCUGGGAAGCACAUGACCCUCAAACAUGGACAAGACUACGGACAAGAAAGGACCCGAAAACCAUCUCGAGCACGAACAUGAGGAUGCUCUCUGCCACUGAUAUAGCCUCUCUUCCUGCCUUUGACGCGGCAAUCUUACUUGCUGCAUGCUCAUUAUUCAUUCCACGUCGUCAGAACCUAGCACACGUUGGCCUGGUGGAGGGUGCACUGGACUUUGAGUCGGAGAGAAUGCUUUUGUUAAGAGCAUUUCCUGAGUCGGCAGUUGCUAGUACCUACCUGGCUCUUCACUACACACCCCUUUACUACCUAUUAUCAGUAUCCGGGCAGAGCUGGGUGUUCAACAAGAAGGUGACGGACUUUAAUGUCUUUACGGAACACCAGAGAUCACUAGGCAAAUGGUGUAAAUCUGGUACAGCUGCAAUCGCCACUGUCUUUGCUGCCCGUGCUUUGAAGAUCUUCCUUAACCUCAAAGCUUCAAUCGACCAGGGACAAGACACGAAAGGAAAACCUAACCAGCAACGAACAAUACCUCGGACAGAUAUUUCGGACUACUGGGGUGUUUACGUUUGCUCGUUGGUCUGUUGGGCCUUCGGUAUUGAGGAUAAACAGGAAAAGGACAAUACCAACAUUCCGCCAAAAGCUGCAAAGCGGUGGGUAUUGACAGUUGCAGAUUUAGAGCCAUCCGAGUUGCAAGCUCAGAAUCAUCGUAAUGGGGCUCAAGAGGUUGUAAGUCUUGUGAAGGAGGUGCUGGAAAGCGAUUGUCUGGGCGGAGGAAACAUUCUUUUUGCAGAUGCCGUGAACGUUCUAAAACAACUAGAGAGAGGGGCACCUGGGAGGUCGUGCCCAGCUGUUUGA